Histoplasma capsulatum G186AR is the source of this 950-nucleotide messenger RNA. RefSeq names its product NADH-ubiquinone oxidoreductase. Bases 1 to 564 code for a protein of 187 amino acids. The record is from RefSeq and is a predicted model, not a curated record. NCBI's taxonomy places the organism in Eukaryota, Fungi, Ascomycota, Eurotiomycetes, Onygenales, Ajellomycetaceae. The transcript has 5 exons.
AUGGCUACCGAUCACGGCCGGCCAAUUGUUCCGCCAAGGGUCCUGAAAACUGACUAUCCCGUAAUUGAUACGGAUCCGUAUGCUCUAUUUGGAUAUGCAAGGCCGUCCGAUUAUGCCGUUGGGGCUGGCGUUGCUGCAGCAUCACCGGCUCUCUUUUGGAUGAUGGAACGAAUGCAUCCGGCGGGUGCUAGGCCGGGAACAUUUGGCAAAGCUAUGCGAUUGGCAACGGCAAUUGGCAUGUUAGGUGGCCUACUCACCGUAUACAAUACAUCAUGUAAACGCUUCUACGGCUUUACAGAAAAUAAACGGGAGGUCGAAAUGGACAUGCGUGAGAUGGUUGACAAGGUUAAGAAAGGGGAGCCUCUAUACGGAGUCUCGUCGCUCUCGCCUUAUAUGCAAGGAGUUGCAGCUCGGAAUUCGCGAUAUUCCUCUCUAUUCAUCCAUGUCAUUCCUUGGUUCAAUUUUGUGAAUCACGACCAGCACGGCGUGGACACCGCGAAGUACUAUCAACAAGCUGAGCGAGAGCUAGAAGCAGAACGUCAAAAAGCCGCGUCCUCGUCAUAAUAUUCUAUUUUAAGCUGUCGUUUGUCCAAGGGUACUCUGUCAAACUAUUUUCCUGUUGCUCCUGCUUCUUUCAACGUUUCUCCCUAGAGAUUGAAGUGAAUAUUGUAUAUAUAUAGUGGAUGAAAAUUCCAUAAAUUUCAUGUUCCUUUUCAGCAGAGAAAAAAGAAAAAGAAAUGUGCGGCGCAAAAUGGCUCUCAGGAGCUGAGUUAUGCGAAGAAAGCGUUAUGUCAGGGGCAAAAUCUCCGCGAAUUCCAUCCCCAUGCUCGCAUCUUCGCCAAAAUCAUUCUUUAGUUCCCGAUCUUUUUUCGGUUUUGGGUUGGGCGCUAGGUUGAACGAUGAGUUUUUGAAGCGAGAAAAAGAAUAAAGAUCUGCCAUUAUAUAAUAAA